AUUGAAUGUUCGUAUCAUAUAACAGUCCAGUAAUAUAGGUAUAAUCAUCGCAUAUGGAUGCUAUACAAAUUGUUUGAUCGAUAUCACAGCUCCUUGGAAACGAUUUGAAGUGUUGAAAAGUGACUAUCAACCUACUGGAGAUCUGAAAGUCCUUUGGUUAUCUGUCCUCAUCUCUUGAGCUUCUGCGAGAUACAAGAAAUUACUAGUAUUAAAUUUUUUGUCAAAAACAUGAGCUUUUACGUAUUCAGCCGAACAUUAAAUUCUAUUGUAUAUUCAGCGAUUACAGGAUUUAUUGAUUAAAUGUCAAAAGCUUCUAUUAAUGACGUCGUAAAGUAACCAGAGACCCUACAUAAAACAUCUCAAGAUCCAUAACUACAUAUCUUUAACCAAAUAUGUAUCCCAAUUUAUUCAAAAAAUUCGAAUCAAAAGAAAAAUAUAAUGAUGCCUUAAAGGGCGAUAACACAUCAUCUUCAACAUCUUCGUCAAGUAUUCCAUCCACGACAACCAGCGAAGGUUCACUCGUGGCGCCAGAGCCUACUCAAGAAAAUAAAACUUGUACUGCCACCAAAGUUCGUAAUUGCAGUUCAAACUCAAAGAUAUCAUCUCCACCCUACUCCUCAUUCAAUGUAACCACGAUCCCUCAAAAUGUGGACUCAUCACCCUCAAAAUCAUAUGGUCUGUACUCUAAAAAACUUCCAGAGAGACUUCAGCGUCUGCAAGAUGAAAAAAAGUGUCCAGAACUAUCUAUUCAAUCAUUUUUCGAUUUUAUGCGUACUGCUUAUCAAGUUAAUGAUAGUUUCGAAGAGUUGGCAACCACCUUGUCUGCAAAAAGUGAAAUUGAUUGGUCAAAAUUGGCAAAAACAGAUCUGAUUUCACAAACACCAGUAGAGUUUGACGAAAGUGAUGGAAUUACAGAAUUGAGUAACAAUUCUCCUCUUCUGAAUCUCAGAGAUGACAAAAGUACAGUCACUAAUGAGAUAAAAAACACUGAAUCUACAAAGCUAGAUAACGAAAAGGUAAUUUGUACUGAAAGUACCGCUAAAGUACCAUCUAGUAAAAACGAGCAUCAAGAAUCAAAUAUGAAUUCACAGACAAAAUAUCGCAGGCUUAGCUUGAGUAAACAUCAUAAUUUACAAAAACCAACACAGACGGUAUCAGUGUGCGAAGAACAACCACCGGAUGAAAAUUGUCGUACCCAAGAAAAGAAGCAGUUACAAAAAGAUGAACUGAAAAAAAUUGAAACAUUAUACGAGCAACAAAAUCAACCUCUGUGCACACCUACGAAAAAGAUUAAAAUACCUACGGUUGAAACAUUCUUAGAACACAAAGAGCAGUUGCUCGCAAAAAUUAUGAAACGAAAAUUAGGUGAUAUUUUGCACGAAGGAAUCCUGGAUUCAGUAUUGCCAUACAUGCUUCCUAAGCCAGUAUUAUCUCAGCCUGUGAUAAAAAAAUCUAUUACUAAUACAGAUCUAAAGAAAACUACAGGGUCAGCAAGUAACAUCGACAAUCGAUUAGCACCAGCCAUUAAUAAAGAAAAGGAUAAAGAGAAACAUAAGUAUCAAAGAAAAUCUUUCGAUAACGAAGUGGAAAUCCAUGUUUGCGAUGAAGCUAAAAACAUCAAAAAAGACUUCAAAUGCCCACAAAAAUUGUUAGUCCAGAAGAUGUGUUACUUUGCAGAUGUAACUGCUGGUCAAAAACUCGAAGAGAUGGAUAUCUCUGUACAUUGCGAUAUUGUCAUUUUUGAUUGGCUCAUGCGUUGGGUUAAAAAAGACAUCAUCAAAAAGUCUGAAUGGCCGGUUUUUGAAGCUAAUAAUGUUAUUCCGAUUAUGGUAUCUGCAUCAUUUCUCCAGAUGGAACCACUUCUUGAAGAUUGUUUAGCGUAUUGUCACAACAAUAUGUCCGAGGUUUUAAAAACUUCGGCUAUAUUAACAUGCUUGAAUGACAAUCUUCUAACAAGACUGGCGGCACGUUUCAGCAACGUGGAUGUUGAGUCAUUGAAAGACAAGAAGGAUAAGGUUCAAAGCAGGAUCUUCUGCAAAUUAAUAGUGUCACUAGCCGAUAGCACCCCUGACAAUAAGCGGGGACACUACAGUUCUUUGGCAACAUUAUUCAAAUGUGGCAAGUGUGGAAAACAUGUUGUCAGAUCAAUAUCUGACUCUGUACCUUGCGUUCCAAGUGCUAUGAGACUCGAUACUAAAGGAGAUAUUCACAGUAUGCAUACAAGGGAUAUGUCAUGGACAUUGAAUGACUAUAUUGUGACACUUCGCUCUGAACUGCGAUCUUGGAGAAAGGUUUACUGGCGUUUAUGGGGUGACUGUCACUUUCUCUUCUGCAGACAGUGCGGAACAUACUUCCCAAUUCAUCAAAUGGAUUGGUGUUGUUAUCAUCCGGAGAUUCCACAAUUCUUUGCCAAUGAACAGCAAAGAUCCUCCCCAUUUCCACUUGGUAGAUAUCCAUGUUGUAGCCAAAGAGCGUACAGGUUCGAGACACUGCCGAAUCAAGAGGGCUGCCGGUUUAAGGAGCAUAUUCCAACCGCCACAUCUGAUACAGAUGAAAAUAUUCUCAACAUCUUUUCGACACAUCGAGAUGUGAUAGCGUUAGAACCCCCACAGCUGUUUUUCCCAGAAAAAAUAACAAGACUGGUUGCUAGAGAUCCAAGUUUGGAACCUGGGAAAUUGGCCUGCAAAGAGAUCAUGUGGUGGGAUGGGAUCGAGCUCGUACCACCAAGAUCAAAACUAGGGCUCUUAGGAAAAAUUUGGGGCGGUUCCGGGCUUCGACAAGCUUGCCAAGCACCGGAUUUCAUGAAAUCAUCUCGUAAAAUGCGAAGACAGGCGUCGCAAGUGACAGAUACUUCGUCUCCAGGAUCCUCGAUUGCAGGUAGUGACGAUGAUGACCGGGGAACAGCCUGUGGUGAUAGCACGGCCGACGAUGAUACUGAUAACAGUGAAGAAUCUCAUGCAUGGCCACCGCUCAGGCAGGUCAGGAAAUUCAAACGGAAGACGAGAUAUUACGCUGCAAAAAGAAGCGAUGGUGGCCGGUCAUGGAGUUCUAACUUGACAGUAAGAUACAAUCAAGAUAAUCAAAGAGACUUUGAGGAACGAGCAGCAAUACAAAUGGCCGCCUUGCUCACAAAGAGAACAUCUGCAGAAUGUGGAAUUCAUUCUCGUACAAAUAAUCAUAAUAGGCAACAAUUUCACAUCUGGAGUCAGACACAACCAAUGGGUGGAACAUACGUAAAAUUAGAAGCUGAAUUUCGAGAGCAGUUAGCUCAGACAUACAAGUGCAAAAAUUCAUCACAAGUAAAAGGGUCUGCACGUAUGAAGUCCUCAAAAAUGCUACAAUAAAAUUGCAUGAGAUGUCACAUUUUAUCACAUAAUAAUUGAGAGUUUAGGUAUUUUGUUCACAACAGUAUAUUAAGUGUACUAGUGUAAUCGAAUUAUUCAUUAUUGAAUAUCCGUUGAAUUGCUCGUGGCAUGUCCAUACACUGCGAGGAAUGUAAGGACUUCUGAUGGUCAUUUUCUUUUUGACAAAGUUUUAAUGAGAUGAAAAAAGCAGGAUAAUUUGAUUGAAAUAAUUUUGGAAAGAAACAGUUGCAUAGGUAGUUCAUGAAGUUUACUUUUUAAAGAACGAUAAUAUAUCAGCAAAGUGUACAAACAUUUCAUAUAAAUAAGUACAAAAUUAAACAUUUAUUCAGCGAUAUAGAUUAAUAUCUAUUAAAACACAACAUGAAACACAAAGAGGUAUGGCGUGACACAGUCACGAAGAAAAAGAUCGAAAAUUAAUUCUUCGACCAUAAAAAAGGUACUCAAGUCAUAUUUUUUUGAACAUUAUUAGAUUGAAAAUCCAGUUUUCAUAUCUUCUCACUUUCAUAAGUGAUCUCUGACACCAUUUGAUAGUUCAGAUUAUUUAUUUGUUAUCUUCUUAUCUGCGACAUUCUUCUUUGGCAUCAGGUCGCUUCGGUCCAAUAAAUCAUCAAGUUCUUUAUGUGUGUAGACUGAUUGGAGAAAAAAAAAAAAAAUUAAAGUAAUAGAAUUUAGUUCAGCUGCUACAUUUUUAUUGAAGCUAUAGCUGAGUCAGGCUAUUGGAAACAAAAUUUUACUAAAACUUGCAGGUAUUGUAGAAAAGAUGCACUAAUUCCCAAAUUUGAAGCAUGUUAGAAUAAUUAACUGAUUCCUACAGGAAUUAAUUUAACACGUAUUAUUAAUACCAGUAACAUUUGAUCUCUAUAACUAUAUUGAAGAGGGAUAACAUUUGAGAGUACUUUCUAAGACUCAACAAAGUGAACUAUAAAAGUGACUCACCAUCACUUUCUGCAUGUACAAUGUGAUUUUCAUUGGAUUCUAAAAGUUUUUUAAGCUGAAUGAUUGUGUCCCGACUGUUUAUGGAAAGAUUUAGAGCUCCUUUAGAGAUGACCAUCUUUUCUAAUUUGCGCUUUGCUUCACCACGGUUAAUAAUUGUUUCAUCGAUUGUUCCUUUAGUGCAUAACUUGUAUACAACAACAGGUCGUGUUUGACCAAUUCUAUGACAACGUGCCAUAGCUUGUAUAUCAGCCUGAGGAUUCUGUAAAAUUUAGAUAUAUUCAUCAUUUGUCUAAUACACGGUUGUCACAAACUUCAUGAAGCAGAUAUUUAAUCUAAGAACACUUAAAAGUAAACUCUUGAAAAUUCUAUGGCAUUAGUAAUCAUUGUACGAGGAAACUAACAAAUUACAAUUAUACUUAAUUCGGUUAGUAAUAAUCUGCAAUUUAUUAGAGAUACGAGGUUGUAAGGAUCAGUUUCUUAUGGAUGUCAGAAAUAUUUUCUGUUACUUAUGUGAAACAAAACGUUAGGUCAAGUCAAAUUUUCUGUGAAACUUAAGCUGUAUCAAUGUAUAAUUGUAGUAAACAUGUAAUCUCAGCCAGCUUGAUGAUUAUGGAGAAAUAUUUACGUCAUGCCUAAAUUUCAAUGUUCACUCAAGAUUGCUACUAAUUUCCAAGGAUCCAAAAUGAAUAUAUGUAUGUAUAGUGUUUUAUUGUUAAUCGUGUUUACCGUAAGGUUGAUUCUGUAUGAUUGCACUUUUUGAACAGUACAAGUGUGCACAAGAUGUUACCAAGUGGUGUUACUUUAUUAAGAUGUUAUUGACUGUUUAUUUAAAUACAUGUUAUUACUGGAUA
Messenger RNA from Diprion similis, 5152 nucleotides. Its product is annotated as SANT and BTB domain regulator of class switch recombination. Gene Ontology annotation, molecular function: sequence-specific DNA binding; DNA-binding transcription factor activity. NCBI's taxonomy places the organism in Eukaryota, Metazoa, Arthropoda, Insecta, Hymenoptera, Diprionidae. The coding region runs from base 393 to 3344 and encodes 983 amino acids. Gene Ontology annotation, biological process: regulation of DNA-templated transcription. The transcript has 9 exons. The record is from RefSeq and is a predicted model, not a curated record.